AAAGUAGUUGAGUGACUUAUUUUAAUUUAGUUUCACCACUAUUCUGUGUUCACUAACAACACUUAUAAUUCAUAAACUAUCAGUAUUUGAUACACAAGUAUUACAUUUUAAAAGAAGACUAUUUUCAAUUAAGAGAUUGUUUAAUUUUCAAUGAUGUGGGAAAAACGUAUAAAGAGUUUACGAUCAUUUUUAACUGAAGUCAUUAGUGGUGAAUUAAAUAUCGAAAGUUAUGACCCCAAUGAGUUAUUAGCUGGUGAGAAUUAUCAAAGCAAAAUUAUCAGUGCUGUUGUAAAAAUUACUAAGAAGAAAGACAUUGAUCAAAAUGAUAAUCUUUAUAUAAUCGUUAAAAUGGUACCAAUGAAUAAAGAUUAUCUAGAAAUAAGUGACCUUUAUUUGUUAUUCGAUAAAGAAAUUUUUAUGUAUAAAACAAUAUUGCCAGCGUAUAAAAGAUUUGAAAUUGAUAGUGGUUUUAAUGAAAGUGAAGUACUCGAAUUCGCUCCACUUUAUUAUGGUGGAAAAUUAAAUCCCAAUGCUGGAGGCAAAUGGCAUGAAGAUGAUAAUACAUUUAUUGUAUUGGAAAAUUUAAGAACUCAAGGUUAUUAUAAAAUCGAUCGGAAAACUGGCGCAGAUCUUGAUCAUUCAAAAUUAGCAAUACAAGCUAUGGCUAAAUUUCAUUCUAUUGGAAUAGCUAUGAAACACAAAAACCCAGAAGGAUUCGAGCUUCUGAAGAAAAAAUGUACACCAGCGACCCCAAAAUAUCCUCAAAAUUGGGUCGCGGUCAUCAAAUAUAUAUUCCAACUAAUAGCAAGUGACCCAAUGAUUCAAAAUUAUUAUGAUUCGUGUCAGAAAUUAUAUGCGCUGGAAUUGAAUAAUCAGGAAUAUGUGUCGUCCGAACCAUGGUCUUCAAUAAUUCAUGGAGAUUUUACAACUUUAAAUAUACUAUUUCAUCGGUACUCAAAUAAAACUAUUCCUGAUGAUGUCAAAUUUGUCGACUUUCAAAACCACACAUUUACUAGCCCAAUGCGUGAGCUUGCUUGCUUUCUUAUGACCUGUACUACUCAAAAAGUUUUUCAUAAUCACUAUGAUGAGCUUCGUGAUCUAUAUUAUGAGACUCUCAUGAAUAGAUUAACUUUAUUUGGUGUUGAUACUGAAUUAUACUCAAAAGAAAGCUUUAUUACUCAAUAUCGCUAUGAUGUACGAUCAUAUUUUUCAUAUUUUAUUACGGUACCUAAAAUACUCACUUUGGAUUUUGACAUAAACAAUAAAGAUGUUGGAGAUCUCCCGAAUCUUCUCAUAAAUUCUCCUCUAAAGGAUGAAUAUCGCGAAAGGUUACGAGACGUUAUUUUGUUGUAUCAUAAUAGUGGAUGGUUUGAUUGACUAUUAACUUUGUAAUUUGUUAAAAUUCUCAAAGUUGUAUCAUAAAUUAUGAUUUUUAUUUUAAUAUUUAUGACUGGUAGAUACAAAA
Microplitis demolitor is the source of this 1465-nucleotide messenger RNA. RefSeq lists its product as uncharacterized. The record is from RefSeq and is marked provisional. Lineage: Eukaryota; Metazoa; Arthropoda; Insecta; Hymenoptera; Braconidae.